Danio aesculapii is the source of this 2366-nucleotide messenger RNA. RefSeq names its product metal cation symporter ZIP8. Gene Ontology annotation, biological process: zinc ion import across plasma membrane; intracellular zinc ion homeostasis. Gene Ontology annotation, molecular function: zinc ion transmembrane transporter activity. The record is from RefSeq and is a predicted model, not a curated record. Gene Ontology annotation, cellular component: membrane. The transcript is spliced from 8 exons. NCBI's taxonomy places the organism in Eukaryota, Metazoa, Chordata, Actinopteri, Cypriniformes, Danionidae. The coding region runs from base 32 to 1363 and encodes 443 amino acids.
UCAUCCAGACUCCCGCCUGCUGCAGCGGAUCAUGGCUGCUCCUCUGUCCGCUCUCCGACCGCUGUUCUCACGCGUGCUGCUCCCGCUGCUGCUGUUGGUGCCCCGGAGCUCCUGCGGCCUGCAGCGGAUCUUCCUGCGGGACAUCGUCGAUGUUUAUGGGCAGAACGGCUCGCUGGACCUCGCUGACGUCACUGGUUUACUGAAGACCAUCGUGCAGCACUCGGUGGACCCCAACAUUCCCGUGCACGCGCAGUGCAUGAAUGCAGAGGAGAUCCUGCUGCAUUACGGGUUCCACAACACCUCUGUCCUGACUGAAGAGCAUCUGUAUACUGUGUGUCCUGCGCUGCUCAAUAAAGCCGUGCUGCCGCCCUGCCCGACGGACCCUCCGACACACACCGAGGACUCCGAUCUACAUGUUUGGGGUUAUGCCUUCCUGGCGGUGACCAUCAUUAAUCUGGCUUCUCUGCUGGGCAUGACCCUCGUCCCCAUCACCAAAAAACCCUUCUUCCCUAAAGUGCUCACUUAUUUCCUGGGCCUGGGGGUGGGCACACUUUUCUGCAACGGUGCUCUGCAGCUCAUACCUGAGGCAUUCGGGUUUGACCCAAAAGCAGAUGGUUACGUGCUUCAGUCUGUCGGGGUCUUCGGUGGAUUCUACGCACUUUACAUCAUUGAAAAAAUCCUGAAGAUUGUCCUCAAACCAGAAUAUGAGCAGGGUCACAAUCAAUGCCAGUCUUCAGAAUGUGGCCAGCAGAACCCCGGAUUCACAAACUCAGAUUCAGAAAUGAACCUUGCCAUUAGUGACAAAAUCAGCAUCACCUCUGAACCCGCAUCCGAACGGGGCUCUUGCAAAUGGCUGAGAGGCAGAAAUUUGUCCAAUGUGAAGACAGUGGCGUGGAUGAUUAGUCUGAGUGAUGCUAUCAACAACUUUAUUGACGGAAUUACCAUCGGUGCCUCAUUCUCCGUUUCCCUCGUGAACGGAUUCAGCACCUCCAUCGCCUGCGCAAGUGAAGAAUUACCUCAUGAGCUUGGCGACUUCAUCAUCCUCCUGAAUUCAGGUCUCAGUGUCCCUCAGGCCGCCUUCUUCAACCUGCUCUCGUCCUGCUCCUGCUACAUCGGCCUGGUUGUGGGCAUCUUAUUGGGCAGCACUUUCAGCCCCGGCCUCAUCUUUGCACUCUCCGGUGGCAUGUUCUUCUACAUCGCCCUGGCUGACCUGUUGCCUGAAAUGAACACAAUCGCCACUGAAAAUGUGCACAGCACAAAGUCCGACAUCCUGUUUUUCGCCAUCCAGAACGCAGGACUUCUGACCGGCUUCGCCGUUAUUCUGCUCGUCACGCUCUAUGGAGGAAACAUCAGUCUGGGCUGAGCCUAUUUACACCAUCACAUUCUGCUUUAAAGGGAUAGUUCACCCAAAAAUGUAUAUUUACUCACUAUUUACUCUCCCUCAAGUGGUAACAGACUUUUAUGAGUGUCUUAAAGAUGAGCUAUUAUGCACAAAUUACUUUUAUAAGGGGUUUAAGCCCAGUUGUGUCAGCAGUGUGUGAAUAUCUCCAGCAGCCUCUAAUGACAUACAUGAAUAAUUGUAUGUGUUAUAAUCAGACUUGCUAAAACUAGUCUGCAGAAACACUUUGAUUGACAUUCUCCCUUUGUACGUGUCAUCAGAGGGGGAAAGCCCCGCCCACUAGUGCCCAUCUCUCCCUCAUUAGCAUAAACAGCCCUAAGUGAGAAGCAGCCAAAUGCCAUUAGUUUUGAAUAUGUCACUAUGCUGACACACAGGUGUUUGAAGCUCCGCCCUCUUCUGAAAAGAGCCCAAUCUCAUUUGAAUUUAAAGCGACAGUCACCAAUACGCCACAAUUAGGAUCAGAGCCUAAAAGGGUCAGCUUCAGAGAGCUAGAGAACAUUAUUCUCAGCUCAAACUUACACAUACAGUGACUUAUUUUACAUCUUGCGAAAAGGGGCAUAAUUAGUUCCCUUUAAACAAUGAAGAUAUUUUAAAGAAAACUCAAAACCUGUAACCAUUGAUUUGCAGAGUAGGAAAAACAUACUAUGGAAGUCAAUGGUUACCGGUUUCCAACAUUUUUCAAAAUAUCUUCUUUUUGUUUUCUAUAUAGAAAGAAACUCAAAGGUUUGGAAAGAGUAAAGGGAGAGUAAAUGAUGACAGAAUGUUUUGGGUGAAUUGAAAAACGCUUGAAAAUAAAUCACUAGGUGUAAAUAUAGGGCUGGGGGAUAUUACAAUACAAUUUCUUAUCAGUUGUAAACACUAUUUUCAUCCCCCCUCUGAAAUGUUUAUAAUUUUUCUGAUAUUUCAGCUGGGUUUUUAUUUGCUUUCAGAUUGAACUGGAAAGUGUUAAAAAAAGUGCUUCAAUUUG